AGCCGCGGGCUCAAGAGGCGGAAGAGGCAGUCGCCCCUUUGGCGACCCCCUCCGAGCCUCCGCGGGCGAGAACGCGUCCCGCGAGCAACUCCCUGGCCAGCAUGGCGGCCACCGGCGGCGUCGGCAUGCCUGGCGUCCUCAAGCUUGUGGUGCAGGCCUUCCUCGAGGAGGAACACUACAAGACGCUGUACAGAGUUCUCGCGGAGCAGUGGCACAGCUGCCACUCCCUCACGGCCGCCAUGAGACUCAUGGAGGCGCACGGCGUCAAGAUCACCAAGGAGGAGGAGAUGCGCCUGCUCGAGUUCGAUGACGAGAGCCGCAUGAUCGACGCGCUGGUGACGAAGAUGCCGCAGCAGAGCCGGGAGCAGUUCGAGCAUUUCUUCCUGCAGCUCUCCUUCAUCGCCUCCACCACCAAGCGCAUGCGGGAGGCCCUGCAGG
Prorocentrum cordatum is the source of this 438-nucleotide messenger RNA. The record is from the annotation of a GenBank genome assembly. NCBI's taxonomy places the organism in Eukaryota, Dinophyceae, Prorocentrales, Prorocentraceae.